Messenger RNA from Musa acuminata subsp. malaccensis (wild Malaysian banana), 1204 nucleotides. RefSeq names its product protein GAMETE CELL DEFECTIVE 1, mitochondrial. The record is from RefSeq and is a predicted model, not a curated record. NCBI's taxonomy places the organism in Eukaryota, Viridiplantae, Streptophyta, Magnoliopsida, Zingiberales, Musaceae.
CGUUUCAAGCCUUUGGGCUUUCUGGGGAGUCCGUCCGCCAAGUGCUAUUAACGGACGACUGUUCCAGCCCUCUGGGAUAUUAACGGACGACUAUUCCAGCUUUUCUCACAAACCUUUCAUCGAACACCUGAGGCAUGCACGCCCUUAAACGCCUCCUCUCCCAGUCCGCUCCCAAACUCCGUCCUCCUACCGUCGCCACUGCGAUAAUUGGAUCAAGAAAGUCUCUCUCCACACGGCCUCGCUCCUCCUCCCCCAAUUCCGCCACCGGCGACGAUGAGUGGAACGACGCCUGGGAGACUGCCUGGCUCCCCGACGACCUCUCCCCCGCCGACGACCGCGCUCCCUGGGAGCCUGCCAGCCCCUCCGACACCUCUGCCGGCGCUGAUGUUGUCCCUCCUGCCGAGGUCGACGCCGACACGCAGGCCUUCGUCGCCGAGAUGAACGAGCGGUGGAGCGAGCGCCGUGGCGCCAGGAGGUCGCAGCAGGGGACAGAGUCGGUGGAGCGGGCAGAGGGAGGCGCUAAGAAGGGCGCAGAUGAGUAUAGGGUUCGGAAGCAGAGGAUCCACUCCGGCCUGUGGAUGAAGGAGAUCGAAAAGUUGGAAGAAGCCAAGCUGGGGGGUGCCAACGCCAGCGACGACAUUGACCGCCUUCUUGAUUCCUGCUCCGAGAUUUUUGAUUCCGGGAACAUUGGGCUGAAUGAUUCUAAGAUUCCUAGCACCACAGAGUUCAAAACUAAGCCCGAUGGUUGGGAGACAACGUCAAAAAGUCAAGAUGGAAAUAUAUGGGAAAUAUCUCAAAGAGAAGAGGAUAUUCUCCUCCAAGAAUUCGAGCGCCGGAUUGCCUUCAGCAAAUAUCAGAUUUCUAGCUUCAUCAAAACUCAUAUUUUUAGUCGGAGGCGGCCUGUCGAUGGUUGGAAGUACAUGAUAGAGGUAAUAGGCCCUAAUGCCAGGAGAGGGAAGGGGAGCGUCCAACGGCUUCCUAGUGUGACUGAUCCAUCAACGAAGCCUUACCAAGAAGAAAAGCCGAACAUCAGGCCUAAUUUGACCCUUAGAGGGAGCUAAUAGUGUGCGAUAGUAUAUGCUUCUUAAAUCUUUUGAUACGUUAUUCGAAUCCUGUUUUAUUUUCUUGAAUAUGGGAUUGUGGAAACAACGAUUAUGCUCUCAAGCUUAUGAUGAUGAAUGUACCACCUAUUUCUGGACCAAAA